This is a messenger RNA of Sinocyclocheilus grahami, 6281 nucleotides long. RefSeq names its product 5'-3' exoribonuclease 1 (gene xrn1). Gene Ontology annotation, biological process: rRNA catabolic process; nuclear-transcribed mRNA catabolic process. Gene Ontology annotation, cellular component: nucleus. The record is from RefSeq and is a predicted model, not a curated record. The transcript is spliced from 42 exons. NCBI's taxonomy places the organism in Eukaryota, Metazoa, Chordata, Actinopteri, Cypriniformes, Cyprinidae. Gene Ontology annotation, molecular function: 5'-3' RNA exonuclease activity; RNA binding. The coding region runs from base 115 to 5121 and encodes 1668 amino acids.
CAGCUCAUACAGAAACAAAACCGAUUAGCAACAUCAGUCUAUGAAAUUCUGCUCGCAUUGGCUUCUGCAUAAGUUUUCUCUUCAUUAUUGUUAUUUGAAGACUUACACGAGAAGAUGGGAGUGCCUAAAUUUUAUCGAUGGAUAUCGGAGCGGUAUCCGUGUCUGAGUGAAGUUGUCAAAGAGCAUCAGAUUCCAGAGUUUGACAACCUAUAUUUAGAUAUGAAUGGGAUCAUCCACCAGUGUUCCCACCCCAAUGAUGAAGAUGUACACUUCCGUAUUUCUGAAGAGAAGAUCUUUGCUGACAUUUUUCACUACCUGGAGGUGCUCUUCCGCAUCAUUAAGCCCAGGAAAGUGUUCUUCAUGGCUGUCGAUGGUGUUGCACCCAGGGCCAAGAUGAACCAGCAGCGUGGAAGAAGAUUCAGGUCAGCAAAAGAAGCUGAGGAAAAAAUCAAGAAGGCCUUGGAGAAGGGUGAAGUUUUGCCCACAGAGGCCAGAUUUGACUCAAACUGCAUCACCCCUGGAACGGAUUUCAUGGCCAAGCUACAGGAACAGCUUAAAUAUUUUGUUCACAAUAAACUGUCCACAGACAAAUCGUGGCAGGGAGUGAAUGUGUAUUUGUCUGGUCACGAGACCCCUGGUGAAGGAGAGCACAAGAUCAUGGAGUUCAUUCGUUCUGAGACCGUCAAACCGGGUCAUAACCCAAACACAAGACACUGCCUUUACGGUCUGGAUGCCGACCUGAUAAUGCUUGGCUUGACCAGCCAUGAGCCUCAUUUUUCUCUCCUCAGAGAGGAGGUUCGCUUUGGAGGCAAAAAGUCACAAAAGAGGAUAACAGCUCCUGAGGAGACAACCUUUCACCUGCUACAUCUUUCCCUUAUGAGGGAAUACAUUGACUAUGAGUUUUCCGAGCUCAGGAAUAAGAUCUCGUUUGAGUACAACCUGGAGCGGAUCAUAGACGACUGGGUUCUGAUGGGUUUCCUGGUGGGGAAUGACUUCAUCCCUCAUCUUCCUCACCUGCACAUCAAUCACGAUGCACUGCCGCUGCUCUAUCGAACUUACAUCAGCGUGCUGCCCAAUCUGGGGGGCUACCUGAAUGAAAAUGGUCAUCUCAACCUUGCCCACUUUGAGAAGUACCUUGAGAAGUUGUCAGAUUUUGACCGGGAGCACUUCAGCGAGGUGUUUGUAGAUCUGAAGUGGUUUGAGAGUAAGGUGGGGAACAAAUACCUGAACGAAGCAGCCGGGCUGGCAGCCGAGGAGGCUGGUGUCAAAGACAUGAAGAAGAGUAAGUCUGCGGAUGACUCUUUAUGUCUCGCCACUCUUGAUGAAGUCAGGGACUCUCACAGCACUCCAGGAAGAGAAGGCACAGAGGAAGACGGUGAAGAUGAUGACAUGUUUGAAACAGAGUUUCGACAAUACAAGCGCACCUACUACAUGACCAAGAUGGACGUUGAAGUCGUCUCUGAUGAGUUUUUGGCCAAUCAGGCUAAAUGUUACGUGGAGGGGAUCCAGUGGAUCUUGCAUUACUACUACCAUGGAGUUCAGUCUUGGAGCUGGUAUUAUCCGUACCACUAUGCCCCCUUCCUUUCUGAUGUGAGAAACCUCUCUAGUCUCACGUUGGCAUUUGAUCUGGGCAAACCCUUCAUGCCGUUCCAGCAGCUCUUGGGUGUCCUGCCUUCAGCCAGCAAAGACCUUCUUCCACAGUGUUACCAGCAUCUUAUGACGUCACCGGGCUCACCCAUCGUUGAGUAUUACCCACAAGACUUCAAAACUGACCUGAAUGGCAAGCAGCAGGAGUGGGAAGCCGUGGUGCUCAUCCCGUUUAUCGACGAGAAAUGCUUGUUAGCUGCUAUGGAGCCCUACACUCUUAAACUGACUCCACCAGAGAAGGCCAGGAACAGACAUACCGAGUGUGCCGUCUACUGCUUUGAUAAAGAGCUGGACAAUGUCUACAACUCCCCCCUCCCCCAGCUCUUCCCCAACAUCGUCCACUGCCACGUCAGGCAAACACCGGUUCCGAUGGAUGCCUGGCGUGUAUCACUGGAUCAUGUAGUGCACAAGGCUGACAGAGGGGCUCUUUAUUUCUGUGGCUUCCCCACCUUACAGCACAUCCGUCAUAAAUUUUAUAAGAAGAAAACUGGAGUGAUGGUGUUUCAACAAAGCAGCAGAGGGGAGAACAUGUUACUGGAGAUUUUAGCCAGCCAGGAGCUGGAACAGAUGGAAGAUGUCGCAGCGCUGGUUCUUGGAAAGUCUUUGUUUGUGAACUGGCCCCAUUUGAUGGAAGCUCGAGUUGUAGCUGUUUCAAAUGGAGAAAUAAAGUUUUCUUUAGAAGAACCAUCACAGGUGUUGUAUCUGGGUGACACACCACCGCCUACUAAAGUCACCCAUCUGACUGAUAAAGAGCAGAAGGAGUGGGUCAAAGAAGUGCAAGGCCUCUCAGAGCACUUCAGCAAGCGCAAAGGCAUUGUGAUCAAUGAGACCGAUGUUGUGGUAUACGCCCAGCUGCUGACAGGCAGGAAGUAUGUCAUUGUUCAGAGCGGAAAGGUCCAUUUGGAAAAGCAGUUUGCCAAACAGGUCCUGCCCUUUCCAUACCAGACUAUUGUGAAGGAUAUCAAAGCUUUUGAUUCAUCGUUGGCACGCUUCAAGACACUGGAGGAGCUGUUUCCCCCAGGAACCGUUGUCUUUAUGGUUGGAAACCCAUAUUACAGUGCAAUGGGAGAUGUGCAAGAUUCUAGUGAUGUCAUCAAUGAGGGGCGGGUCAGAGUGGUCUUCUCUGUACCGUGUGAACCCCAGCUUGAUGCCUUAAUGCAGAACCAGCAUAAAUACUCUGUGAAGUACAGUCCCGGGUACGUGCUUGCCUCCCGCCUUGGUAUCAUCAGCUACCUCGUCUCACGGUUCUCCGGUAGCAUCUUCAUUGGAAGAGGAUCCAAGAAAAAUCCUCAUGGAGAGCAGAAAGCCAAUGUGGGCCUUAAUCUCAAGUUCAACAAGAAGAAUGAGGAAGUUCCUGGCUACACCAAGAGAACGGAGAAAGAGUGGCUCUACUCGGCUGCUGUAGAGGAACUCUUAGCUGAAUACUUAGAGAGAUUUUCAGAGCUGUUUGACUUUGUAGCACGGAACAGUCACGAUGACGUCUUUUAUGAAGAUGACAUCUGGCCAGGAGAAGAUGAGAAUGGUGCUGAAAGGGUCCAGGAGAUCCAGGGCUGGCUGAAAAACCAUCCAGUCAGUUCCUGCUCCCGAGCUUCAUGUGAUCUGCAGAUCCUGGACACUGGCAUUGUGGAAAAGAUUGAAGAAGAGCUGGAGAAAACGAAGGCAAAGAAGAUGAACACGAAAGUACGGGUCACUGUGAAGCCCCACUUGCUUUUUAGGCCUUUGGAGCAGCAGCACGGUGUUGUUCCAGAUCCUGACGCAGAGUAUCAUCUGUUUGACCGUGUGGUCAAUGUGCGAGAAAGCUUCUCUGUUCCACUCGGCCUUCGAGGAACCAUCAUUGGUAUCAAAGGAGCUGAACGUGAGGCUGAGGUUCUGUAUGAAGUGCUGUUUGAUGAGGAGUUUGCUGGAGGACUCACUGUCAGGUGCUCUCCUGGGCGUGGCUAUCGACUGCCCCCCAGUGCCUUAAUCAACCUGAGCCACGGCAGCAGAAAGGAGCAUGGCGCUCACAAACUCACUGCCAUCGUCAAACCCCAGCCCUCAUCCUCAUCCCAUUUCACACACAAGAGCCAGCUGGGAGGCCUGAACCACUCGCCAUGCUCACCGUUUAUACCUACGCAGGUAAUGGACACGCAUUCAUCCCUCAUAACCAGGCCCCCAACGACUCUACUGAUACCCCACUACAGUCAAAGGAACCUUCAGAGUUCAGGAAUGCCCCAGAAACCACCGGCUCACUGGCAAAAUAAGGCUGGGAGAAGCAGUGGACCGAUGCCACAUCAGCACCAGCUGGAGGGACAAAGUAAACAAAGCCAAGGCAACUACCCAUCCAGCAAACUUGCCUCAGGUGGCAAUAUUAGACUUCUGAAGAGAAAUGAGGAUGUGAAUAUGGCUUUCGUACAAGGGCCUUCAAAUAAGGCAUCUACAGAAUUUGAGGAGCUUAUAGCCAAUCUGAAGAUCUCAAAGGAUUCUGAGCAUGUCCAGGAUCAUCCACCUACAGAGCCCAAGAACCAAUCAGGAGAGCCUCUUUCCCCACAGUCCUUUGCAAUGAAGGGAACUCUGGUAUUGAAAGAAAUGUUGAAGAUUGACUCUGGACCAAGUGCCGCUGAUUGCACUGGUGGCCAGGAUUCAGCAAACCCCAGUGUUCAACAGCAGAGCAAGAGACGCUCCAGUAAAAAACUAGCUGCUCGUAUAAAUACUCCUCAGACUGAUGUGCCAGCAGCGACUCCUCAUCCUCCUCCUCUGGCUGGCCAGCCACCCCUCCUGCUCAGCAUGGCCACUGAACUCGGGCGAGUAUGCAUGGGGCUUGGGAUGGGACCUCCAGAAUUUGCCUUCCUCUACAACAGACAGAGUCUGACAAUGUGUCAGGUGAAGUUGUCUAAUGGCCUGCUGGUUCACGGUCCUCAGUGCCAGUCUGAAACUGAAGCUAAAGAGAAAGCUGCUCUCUUUGCCCUUCAACGAUUGAACUCACUGGGUUCAUUGCCACUCCCUCCUCCCAUAUUCCCUGGAGUCCAGCAGAUGAGGCCACUUGCGCCUCAUCCCUCCAUGUUUGGUCAGCCAGCAGGUUGUCUUCUGAUGCCCCCACAAGGCUAUGGACCUCUUCAUUGGGGGAUGCAGUUUCCCCACCAGGGCCAGCCGUUCUAUAGAGGAACUUUCCCUGGAGCACAGGCCCCUGUGCCAUCAGCAGCCAGCGGAUCCCACAAUCAGUUUGUUCCCCUACAGGUGACCAAGAAGAGAGUUUCAGGCAGAACCAAGAACCAAGAGGCAAAGCAAGUGUGUGGACUGGCUGCUUCUGCCCCAAUGCCUGCAUCAGCCCCCAAGACCCCCCCACCCAUCGGCACCCAUGAGCCUGCAGAUAAGCACACGCCCACCACACCCAAGACGCCCAGGCCGAACGCCAAUCCUCACAUGCCCGGCUCGGCCUCCAAGCGGAAACACCGGAAACUGGCAGUCAAUUUCGAGGCUGCUAAAGUGACGGACUGAAAUCAUUUUCCUGCACCGUCCAUCUCUCGACAAAACCCGACAUUUCAUAGCAUGAAACAAGAUGUAGUUGUCCGUCUUCAUGAUUCGAUCACGCUUGGUGAGACAAUGUAUUUGUCACUGGCAUCGAAUUAGUUUUGUAUUUGUUUUAGUUGGCAUGUUUUGAGUGGAGGUAGUGGUGGAAAACAUUUUUAUUGAUAUUGAUUACUGCACCGAAAUGAUCACGGAAUCAUGAAAUGGGUUUUACAUUUACCUCAGCGUUUUCCUUUCUUUUUCUUUUCCUUUUUUUGACCCAAAUCAGGUCCUUAAGCUUUUAUCAUGUUCACUGGUUAUUUUGUGAUGCUGGAUUUUAAUAUUCAAAGUGCAAUAAUUCGUUUUGUAGACAGGACGUUAUGCACAAGGAAGUAAUACAAUGUGGCACAAGCUGCUGCAAUACAACAUCUGUACUCGCAUUCCAUUUUUUCUAUCUAUUGCACAGUGUGGCAGUCCAGCACGGAAGGAUAGAGAUAAUGCUAUCGCACGGUGUUACUCAGAAAGCAGUAAAGCUGUCAGACUGAACCCUUGGAUCUAGUUUCAGAGGUUCAAAUUUAGACCAGUUCUGUGCUCAAAGAUUUGUUGGAAGCAUUCUAUGGAAUUUUUCAUUAUGUUCGCCAAACCAGGAAGCACACUGAUUUAAGCAAAUGUAAUCUAUGUGGAUCAUUGAAUGUCUGUGUGUUUGUGUGUCUAUAUAAGACUAAUCAUGGUCGGGCAGGGGAUACAAACUUCACAAAAUUGUGAACAUUUCGAAUUGGUUUUAUUUUUGUAUUAGCCUUCCUUUAUUUCUAGGGGAGAUGUUUGAGUUCUGUGGUUUUAAAAUGAAUUUUGUGUAUUUAGAUCUAUGGAUUUUAUAUGCACCAUUUUACAAAUGGAUAAAUAACAAUUGUUAAUAUUUCUAUGCUGGCACCCUUUUUGUUUUCAUCUUCUCUGCGUAUUUGUAUCCUGCCAGAUCUCUUUUGUCCAAGUUUUAAAAGAUCGCAAGUAAACCCUUUUAUUUUUAAUGCCAUUUGAGUUGUUUAUUUAAUGACUUGAAACCAGAAUGACAAAAAAAAAAUGAGUGCACCGCUUAACAGGAUGGUGUGCUAUAAAUGAACAUUUUGUUAUCAUAAUAAACAUUUUGCUAUCAU